CCAACGUAGAUGCUUCCGACACUGACAUGCUGUCAACUACCAUUGGUGGACUUAACCGCCAUUCUAACCAGAUAUUUCUACACGAUACCUAUAUAUACCCGAUUUUCAUCACUCUCACCGACCAUUUACAUUUUCACUCUCUAUUCAACUUCAAUGAAUCCUCCAUCUUCUUCUUCUUCUCCCACAGGAUCCGACCCGGUUUCAUUUGGGUGGUCUCCGAUUCUGGUUUCGAGCCACCACCCGCUUCCGGUUUCGACAGCUACUGCAGGAGAAGCGAUUGUGACGAUUUCAGAAAGGGAUCCGAUCCCCCAACCGCUGGAAUGUUUACAAGAAACACCAAUUCCACCAUUUUUAUCAAAAACAUUCGAUCUAGUGGACGACCCGACACUAGACCUGGUUAUCUCAUGGGGCAGGAGUGGGAACAGCUUCGUCGUGUGGGACCCAAUCGAGUUCGCCAGGAUAAUCUUGCCCAGACACUUCAAACACAACAACUUCUCGAGCUUUGUUCGACAACUUAACACCUAUGGAUUUCACAAGAUCGAUCCAGACAAAUGGGAGUUCGCGAAUAGAAGCUUUUUAAGAGGACAAAGAUCCCUUUUGAGGAACAUUCAAAGGCGUAAAUCGAAUCCCACAACGUCUACAAGCGGCUCUUCAACUAACGAAGAAUCUAACAUGUUAGUCGAAGCCGAGAUAGAAAGAUUACACAAAGAGAAAGCCGAAAUGAUGCAACAAAUCAUCGAGUUAAAAACUGGAAACCGCGAAACACAUCAACAUAUGGAACUAGUAAACGAAAAACUCGAAGCAGCCGAGCAUAAACAGAAACAAAUGGUCUCAUUUUUAGCUAAAGUGUUUCAAAACCCGACAUUCGUGUCUUCCAUACGAGGAAACACCGAUGAACCACGUCAAAUAUCGGCUCCAAGAACCGCUCGAAAGUUUGUUAAGCAUCAACACAUUGGUGGGUCAUCAAGAAAUAUCGAAUUCGGUUCACAACCGGAAGAUUUUGAUCCGAAAGGGAAAAACGCGGUGGAGGUUGAACCCGAGGGGGCACCCGAGUACUUCUUGGACCCGAUUUCGGGUGGGAUUGAUGACAUUGUUGUGAAAGAAGAGGGUAUUUGGAGUGAUAUUGGAAACUAUGAGUUGCCGGAGUUGCCACCCGAGUUGCCGGAAAUCGGUGCCGGAGGUGGUGAGUUGACGGAUUUGUGGAAUUUGGGAACUUCUAGUGGUGAGAAUUGGGAGGAUUGUGGUAUUCGUUUUGAUGAUAUUGAAAGGGGUGAUCAAGAUAGUAGUAAGAAAAUGGAUCCUUAGGGGAUUUGAUUAUUUGAAUUUUUAUUUUUGGUAUAUUGAAUGAAUGGUAAUAUUUUUUGUUGUUUGUA
Messenger RNA from Helianthus annuus (common sunflower), 1373 nucleotides. RefSeq names its product heat stress transcription factor A-3. Gene Ontology annotation, molecular function: DNA-binding transcription factor activity; RNA polymerase II cis-regulatory region sequence-specific DNA binding. The transcript has 3 exons. Gene Ontology annotation, cellular component: nucleus. NCBI's taxonomy places the organism in Eukaryota, Viridiplantae, Streptophyta, Magnoliopsida, Asterales, Asteraceae. The record is from RefSeq and is a predicted model, not a curated record. The coding region runs from base 10 to 1305 and encodes 431 amino acids. Gene Ontology annotation, biological process: regulation of transcription by RNA polymerase II.